CAGACGUUCACCGAGUCCGUGUCCGCAGAGAGCAACCGGAUGGCCUCCCGCGACGCCGCUACCGACGAUGUCGCCGUCGAGCUCCUGCCGUUCAUCCGCCUCUACAAGAGCGGCCGCGUUGAGCGCCUGAUCGGCAACGACACGGCCCCCGCCUCCCUCGACGACGGUACUUCUACCGGCGGCGUCGCCUCCAAGGACGUCACCAUCGACCCCGCCACCAACCUCUCCGUGCGCCUGUACCUUCCCACGGCGGCUGGCGCCGGGGACAAGCUGCCCAUCGUCGUGUACUUCCACGGCGGCGGCUUCAUGGUCGAAUCGGCCAGCUCCGCCAAGUACCACCGCUACCUCAACGCACUCGCCGCCCGCGCCGGCGCCGUCGCGGUGUCCGUGGACUACCGCCGCGUGCCGGAGCACCGGCUCCCGGCGGCCUACGACGACUCGUGGGCGGCGCUCGCGUGGGCCGUCGGCGCCGCCUGCGGCGACGAGUCCGAGCCGGAGCCAUGGUUGACCAAGCACGGGGACCCUUCCCGCGUGUUCCUGGCUGGGGACAGCGCGGGCGCGAACAUCGCCCACAACGUCGCCAUGCGCGCGGCCGUCGCCGAGGGUCUCCCGGCGAUCAGGAUCAGGGGCGUGCUGCUGAUGCACCCGUACCUCUGGGACGCGUCCGACGCCAUGGGACCCGACCUGGAGGAGCGCAUCCGCCGCGAGUGGCAGCUCAUGACGGGGCGCCCUGACGCGCGGGUGGACGACCCAUGGCUGUCGCCGACGUCCGCACGGGCGCCGCCACUCGCGCUGCUGCCGACGCAGCGGGUGCUGGUUGCCGUGGCCGGGGAGGACUUCCUGGCGCCCAAGGGGCGAGCCUACCACGCGGCGCUGCUGCACAGUGGGUGGCCCGGCGAGGCCGAGCUGGUGGACACUCCGGGCGAGCAGCACGUGUUCCACCUCGACCAGCCCGGGACGGCGGUGGCCGAGGAGUUGAUGGAUCGUGUGGUGGCUUUCAUUGCUGGAGCUUGACGGCAGUGACAGAGUAACAAAAACAAUGCAUUGCAUUGUAACCUGUGGAAGCACCGGAACGGCAUGGUCUACCAGAAAUGGCCGUCACCGGAUAUUAGGAGGUUACCACAAGACAUUGUGCACGAGGUCGAGGAGUGGGUAGAGGCAAGUUCUUAACGCUAUCGGUGCCUUCAGGAGCUUGGUCGCAAACAAACAAUGCCAUGUAAAAUAUCGCUUAUUGAUGUAUCCAGUAGCUAGGGUGAUCCAGAGCGUUAUUGGCUUCUUGCCGAUAACGGGUUCAAAAACUUUGUAACAUUUGGUUAUCCAACCGUUACUCAACCCAACUA
Sorghum bicolor (sorghum) is the source of this 1340-nucleotide messenger RNA. RefSeq names its product tuliposide A-converting enzyme 1, chloroplastic-like. Bases 40 to 1014 code for a protein of 324 amino acids. Gene Ontology annotation, molecular function: hydrolase activity. The transcript is spliced from 2 exons. Lineage: Eukaryota; Viridiplantae; Streptophyta; Magnoliopsida; Poales; Poaceae. The record is from RefSeq and is a predicted model, not a curated record.